UCCCGAGGAUAACUGUAGACGAAACUGCAAGUACAAGUGCCUUCAAGACACGAUUUUCGUUCUGGGUCUUUGCUGGAGCUUUGUGUGAGUUUUAUUUUUUCCUUCUUUUAGUAUGUCAUGGUCAUCGUGGAGCACUUGAAAGUUGAAACAUACCCAGCAUAGCAAUGAUGGAGUCUGUUUGAAGGUUUCUGGUGACUAUGGGCACUGCAGUGAAUUCUCUAAGCAGGAUUGGCGAUCGAUCUACUAGUGAUGUUCUUGCAAGGCUAAGGACACCUGAUGGCCGUGAUGAGUGGAUAUACUGCCAUUCCCACAUUCUUAUUGAAAAGAGCAAAUAUUUUGCUGAUCGUUUAUCUGAGAGUUGGCCCACAUGUCAGAUUCUCGAUUCUCGCAAUUGUGUUGAGAUCUAUUGCCAAGAACAUGAUUUUGAUUACCACAUCACCGUCUUACGACUCUUUUAUGUCAGUAUUGGGUGUUCUGUAACUGAUAUGUGGCAUGGUGUAAAAAACGCCCUUGGCAUUCUCCAAGUGGCAGUUGAGCUUGGCUGCCCAGAAAUUGUUGCUACCUGUGUCGAGUAUCUGGAAGCAUCUCCUUGGGAGGAGGCCGAGGAGGAAGAGAUUUUGAAAAUUAUUCCUGGCAUGGGUUUGUUAGCAGAACCAAUCCUUUCACGCCUCCAGCCUGUAAAUCCGCCUGCUAUAGUUAAGAUUUUUCUCUCGGCCACUAAGUUUGCCACAUCAUCACUGCCACCAACGAUGAGUGAUUUGAAAACCUCGGCUCAGGAACAGAUAGAAUACAUGCUUACGGAAGAUGAUGAUGCUCCAUUGCUAACAGCUGAUGAAGAGAUCAAAUCUAAAGUGAGACAAUGUUUCAAAGGACUAUUAGCCAGAUUCAAUGACAUAGUGAAAUCAGCUUGUGAAACGGGAGAACUGCAUCCGUUUCAAUGCAUUUUGGUAGAUAUGUCUUGGGCUUGUCAGAUAUUGACCAAAUUGGAAAUAAUAAAGGAUUUUGUCGAGAAUUGGAUAGAGGUGUCAGAAAACAUAGUGAAGGCUGUUCAACAGGUAAGUCAACAAGAUGAAAUGCUCGAGACAAAGCUAAAGGUUAUUGAGGUAGCUUCUAAGGUUUUAGAGGCAAUAGGAUAUGGCAAUGUAAUUUUUCCUACUGCAAAACGGCUUCAUAUGGUGAGAAUUUGGCUUCCAUUUGUGAGGAUUAUGAAGCCUAUGAUUGACUCUCUAGCAACUGAGGACAAUGACUGUUCAGUAAUUAAAAUGGAUGGCGAGAUAUGGCAAUCUUUGGAGUCUGCAUUUGUUUCUAUAAUUCUUGCAUUGCCAUCUGGAGAGCAAGCGUCGAUUUUAAGUGAAUGGUUAGAAAACAAGCAUAUUCGGUAUCCGGAUCUUACAGAGGUAUUUGAGGUGUGGUGUUACCGAUCCAAAGUUGCCAAUAGAAGACUUGCACAUAUAAGGGGCUCCAAUGGUACAAUAAAAAUGCUAUGACCCUUCUCUUCUUUGUCAACUAGUCUGCUGACAAAGGUGCCUCAUUUUUCUCAUGGCCGUAGACAACUAAAACUUUAUUUCAAGCGUCUAAGCCAGAGUCUUGCGGAAGUGCAAAUGUAAAGCAAAUAAGGCGGUCUAAUUCGGUGUUACAUGUUGAAAUUUAACUCAACCUGGUUACUAAAUCCACAAUCUUUUAAUUCUCUGUUACCAUUUAGUUAUCUUUUCUGUAUUUACUACUUUGUUUGUAUGAACCAAAUAUAUUUUGUUCAACUAUGAUUUA
Messenger RNA from Cynara cardunculus var. scolymus (artichoke), 1767 nucleotides. Its product is annotated as BTB/POZ domain-containing protein At3g05675. The record is from RefSeq and is a predicted model, not a curated record. Lineage: Eukaryota; Viridiplantae; Streptophyta; Magnoliopsida; Asterales; Asteraceae. The transcript is spliced from 3 exons. The coding region runs from base 198 to 1487 and encodes 429 amino acids.